CACCAAACACCAGAGAUUUGGAUGUUUUUCUUCGGAAACAGGAAUCCGGGUUUGGCUUCCGGGUCCUGGGCGGAGAUGGGCCUGACCAGUCCAUAUACAUUGGGGCCAUCAUUCCCCUGGGAGCUGCUGAGAAAGAUGGCCGGCUCCGUGCUGCAGAUGAGCUGAUGUGCAUUGAUGGGAUUCCUGUCAGAGGGAAGUCACACAAACAGGUCUUGGACCUCAUGACCACCGCAGCACGGAAUGGCCAUGUGCUACUGACUGUCAGAAGAAAGAUCUUCUGUGAAG
Messenger RNA from Dipodomys ordii (Ord's kangaroo rat), 285 nucleotides. Its product is annotated as membrane-associated guanylate kinase, WW and PDZ domain-containing protein 3-like. The annotation marks the transcript as partial. Gene Ontology annotation, biological process: signal transduction. Lineage: Eukaryota; Metazoa; Chordata; Mammalia; Rodentia; Heteromyidae. The record is from RefSeq and is a predicted model, not a curated record. Gene Ontology annotation, molecular function: protein binding. Gene Ontology annotation, cellular component: cytoplasm. The transcript is spliced from 2 exons.